UAUCGUAUGUUUUUUGUUUGAGUUUCUUUUUUUGCAUGUUUAUAAAUAAACAAGGACAAAAUUUCGAGUUUCGUUUAACUUUGUUUUUGUAAUAUUAUGCAAAAUAAAGUCAAUAUAAGCUAAUGGAUGCCAAUCAAGAUUCGGAAAGCUAUUGGAAUAGGUCUGCCAGCAAGGCUUUCAGUUUUGAUGAUGAAGACGAUGAUGUGGAGGCGGACAAUGCAAGUCUAAAUAGCUCCAAAGCGGACUAUAGCAUCUUAGCUGAUGAUAACAUUUCAGAAGCAAGCUUCGAUAGUACCGCGAAUGUAUUAAAUCUAACAAUUCGAUCAGUUUUAUGCGAGGCCGAUUUGGAACAAAUUUUAAACGAGCAAUCCCAUGACAGUGACAUCAUUCCCAAGGGUAUUUCACCUGACGAAGAACUCAAAUUAUUGCGCCGUAAGCUUCAGUACAUGGUGCAUGCACCAUCACUAAAAAUAACUGCUACUAAAUUACUACACGGAAAAGUAUGUCCAUUGGAAGUCUAUAAAUCACUGAAUGAUAAAGAGGAACUUCUAGACGAAGUACUGCGUAAUGGCGAUGGAAACGCCGUUAUUGGAGUAAUCCUGUUCCUUCAACGAACAUUGAACAAAAAACAAUUUUAUCGAAUCCUACGUAUUCGUUCAAAGGCAUGUGAUCAUUACAUCAACUAUUUAAUCCAAACGAAGAACAAAGAAGCCAUCGAAAUACUUACUAUGCUCGGGCGACAUCAUGAAUCUUCUAUUGUUCAGUUCAAGGCUGCAAUUAACCGAAACUCGGACAUUUCAAUUAAGAAGCAGAAGCUUAAACAGUUCAUAGAUGCAUAUUGUUUAGAUCCUGGAAUUAUUUCGAUAUACUAUCAGAUCUUUACGAACUCCUUGAAUCUCAUAGAAUUCAUAGAAAAGAAUAAAAGCAGUUUAAAUGACGAAAUAACCGUUGAUUCGUCGGCUUUGGAAGUGUUGUAUUCGUGUUGCGCCAGGCACAAAUGGAAAGACUCGGAAGCUACAAGUUCUCUGAGUCCCUUGAAAAUAGCAACGGAUUAUCAAAUAUCACCAGCACAAUUUGAAUGGACCGCACUUAAUGAGAGAGCUAAAUCCCAAUCGUAUCUCGAUCUUGGGGGUAUAUUUGAAAAAUCUACUUGGAAUUUAAUAACAAAGCAGAAACAGUUUCAUAUAAGUUUCUCAUUGGAAACGGCAAUACAGCGGUUAGCCGAUCUGAAUGCACCCUUACCGGUGUUACAUUUCUUUCUUUCAAAACUUAGCAAUCCUCAUCAAAAACUGACUCUCUCGAAAAAAGUUAAAUGCACAAAGGGAAUAAUUGAUGCACUGGUGGCACUUAAGGAUGUUCAAGUUCUGGAAAAUUUCAGAGACACUUUAAUCAAUGGAAGUGAAGAAAGAUUCUAUUGUGAACAGGCCUUGACAAAUAUGAACAAAAAAUGGUCUACUGAAGGUCUAAAGAUUAUUCGAUAAGUUUUUUUUAUUUAUUUUUAUACAAAUAUCUCUUGAAAGUAAUAAUAAAACUUUUACAUAAAUAAAU
This is a messenger RNA of Eupeodes corollae, 1548 nucleotides long. It is a transcript of the gene Vps16B, whose product is annotated as vacuolar protein sorting-associated protein 16B. Gene Ontology annotation, biological process: vacuolar transport; intracellular protein transport. Gene Ontology annotation, cellular component: cytoplasm. The transcript is spliced from 3 exons. The coding region runs from base 123 to 1481 and encodes 452 amino acids. NCBI's taxonomy places the organism in Eukaryota, Metazoa, Arthropoda, Insecta, Diptera, Syrphidae. The record is from RefSeq and is a predicted model, not a curated record.